CGACCCCGUCAGCGUGACACGUAAUGCGGAGUGGCUGUGCAGCCGGGAGCUGACAGGGAGGAUGCUGCAGGACCCCAGACCGCCAGCUGAAGGAGAGAGGGAGGCUCUCCUCCGUUCCCGGCAGAUCAUUUCCCUGUGUGUCACCGCCAGAGGCACGAGUAUAGCUGUUCUCUGUUUCUUUGGGACAAAAGAAGAGUUUCACUGUUAUGAGCCCAGUGACAAAGUGUCAGUGUAGUGGCACUGCGAGGCUCGGGAACCGACACUGCCCCGGGGGAUCCUGGCUGAGGAAGAGAGCCCCGUCUCCCUGUUGGGAUUCAGCUGGGCAGAGAGAUCCUUUGAUGGAUUACAACCUCGGCAAACUCCAACGUGAGAAGAAGAAUGACAGCUAAGACACUUAAACCAGACUUUUCACCAUCCUGGAAAGGAACUGGCUUCCAGGAUUUGGAGUUUUUUUAAUGCUCUACCUCCCUCUGCUGUUACCAGCGAGAAGUUCCUCGACAAUGGGAAAUCAUGUACUCGCGGCUUCGAUUUCCAUGCUCUCGCUCCUGGCGAUGAUGGGAGACACGGACAGUAAAACAGACAGCUCCUUCAUGAUCGACUCCGACCCCAGCCGCUGUAUGAGGCACCACUACGUCGACUCCAUCACCCACCCCCUCUACAAGUGUAGCUCCAAGAUGGUGCUGCUGGCUCGCUGCGAGGGGCGCUGCAGCCAGACAUCGCGCUCGGAGCCGCUGGUCUCUUUUAGCGCGGUGCUGAAGCAGCCCUUCCGCUCCACCUGCCACUGCUGCCGCCCCCAGACCUCCAAGCUGAAGGCCAUGAGGCUGCGGUGCUCGGGGGGCAUGCGGCUCACGGCCACCUACCGCUACAUCCUCUCCUGCCACUGCGAGGAGUGCAACUCCUAGGGGCGGGCUGCCACAGCAGGGAGGGGACUGGCGUGCUGCCGAUGGGAAAGGCUCCCAAGAAACAAUCCAGAGUCAAGCCGAUGCUCCCAGCACACGAUUGCAGCAAGGACAGGACUAACCAGGCUGGAACGAAUCUGAGAGCUGAAGUGUAAAAUACCCUGGGUGCUGGAUGGUGGAUGCUGGUACCACGGUGUACAAAGGAGAAAGGGCGAGGACUUGUUUUUGAGAAGCCUUUCUUUUUUUCUGAAAGGAUAUUUUUGACAAUUUCUUCUUUUUCAGGCUCAGAUCUGACUACAGAGCUUUUACUGCUGGCCAUGGGCAGCAGGGGAACAGAGAGGGAGGUCAGCUGGAUGACAGCACUGAGCUCUGGAAGCCGAUACGUUCAGACAGAGGAUGGGCAUCAGUUCCCACAUGCAACCUCUUAACCUAUCAAUUUAUUCUCAGUUUCCUACUUAUACUGGCCUUCAAAACAAACUGUGCUGUUGGCAAGGGUCAUGUGUUACUGAUCUAGCAGCCAAGUGCUGGAUGACUUUAACUGUGGUUUAGCAGAAAUUAUAAAUAAACCAUUGAAAAGUGAACUGGAUUUGAAAUGCCAUGCUGGGAAUAUCCAGCCCUAGCCAGCUGAAAUGAUUAUUUGCACCAUAUGUCACCAGAGUUCAGUGUUUGAGUGACUCUUGAGAAGUGAAAGGUCAUGAGAUUCACUAUUACCCUCUAAAAGCCUAGAAAGGUGACACAUCACAUCUGUCACAAAGGCCAUUAUUCAACCUCUAAAAACUAAUCAAAUAUUAAAAUACCACAUACUAAAUGGAAACAUUUAUUAACUUAACUUAGACAUAUUUAUGUACAGAACCAGAGCCACCAAAAUGAUAACUAAACCUAGG
Molecule: messenger RNA, 1783 nt
Organism: Manacus vitellinus (golden-collared manakin)
Lineage: Eukaryota; Metazoa; Chordata; Aves; Passeriformes; Pipridae
Gene: NDP
Product: norrin cystine knot growth factor NDP
Exons: 3
Coding region: 456-902 (148 amino acids)
Biological process (GO): Wnt signaling pathway
Source: RefSeq, a predicted model, not a curated record